This is a messenger RNA of Strongylus vulgaris, 252 nucleotides long. The record is from the annotation of a GenBank genome assembly. Lineage: Eukaryota; Metazoa; Nematoda; Chromadorea; Rhabditida; Strongylidae.
CUGGCGCGGUGCGUCAAUCGCAGGACGAGUACAGAGACGCAGAGUAGGGUAGGCGGAGCGGGCAACGCGCCAACACACCGGCCGGUUGCUGAAGUUAUCGAUUGGUUGGAGGCGACGUGCGGAGACGACGACGUCGACGUGCUGCUGCUCACCGUCAUCGUCACGGAUCCGAUUGUGGAGGAACCUCCGCCAGCCGACGAGUCGCAGAUCGGAGAACACCGCGGCCCAUGCGCCAUCGACUACGACUCGUGA